Molecule: messenger RNA, 1041 nt
Organism: Calidris pugnax (ruff)
Lineage: Eukaryota; Metazoa; Chordata; Aves; Charadriiformes; Scolopacidae
Exons: 10
Coding region: 1-1041 (346 amino acids)
Source: RefSeq, a predicted model, not a curated record
AUGCUGGAGAACAUGCCAUGCCUUUCUGGACUGGACUCUCACAUGCAGCAUGUGCUGCUGUUACACAGAGGGACAGACGUGCUGUGGGGAAGAACACGGGAGGAACUGGAGAACUUGCUGAUCACGCGACCCGUCGGCGGCUGGGAAGGGAUGAGCAUCCACUCUCUGGGGGAAAUCAUUUGGUCCUCCCUGGUUUUCCUGAGAAGUUACUACACGGAGGAGAUGUGUGAAUGCUACCUCGUGCUGUUCUCCUUCCACUUGCUGAUUCUUUCAGUGGACCGUAGAAAGAAGGCGUUUGUUUAUGAGGGUCUCCUUCCUCUUGCUGGGAUGUGUCUGAGAGAGAUCACGGGCGCAAUCAACCACACAUUGGAAAUUUCUGGGCCCAUGAUAGAAUCCAGGCUCGUUUGCUGCCAGAAUUCCGCCGACUUUGACAUGUGGGUUCAACACCUCCAGCAUCAAAUCAAGAUGGCAAACACUCACUGCCCAGUCAGUCCCAACAAUAACAUCUCUUUUCUGGUGCCGUGUGACGAACCGUGGAAGAAAAGAGAGUUGGUGAGACAUCUGUGGUGUAACACCAUCCUGAAGUGGGAAGGAAAACCUAUUCAGCAUCUGGGAAGGAUGCAGUAUUUGACCAUGGUGCAAGUGGCUGGUGGCUGCACGGGGGAGUCCGAGGAAAGGCUGCUGAUCCUGUUCCCAGAAGAUCUGCUUUUCCUCUCUGUGGAUAAGGACAGAACUGCCAUCACAUACAAGGGAAAACUCCCCCUAACUGGAAUCCAGGCAAAGGAGAAAUCCGCUGCGCUGGGGAGGUUACAGUUUGAAAUUACAGGAAGCCUGACAGAACCAAUUCUUAUCACCUGUUCCACAGCAGAGGACUAUGAAAAAUGCCUCUUCUACUUACAGAAGCCAGAGAAAACCCUUGAUCCUCAGCCUCUCCAGCCACCACCAGUCCUCCCUAAGAAAUCCUGGCAGCAUCAGCAGGACAAGGAAAGGUGUGCUGAAUACCAACCCAACAGAAAGGGAAGAAGCUGCAAGAAUGAGUGA